AUGUCUCAGGAAUCAAGAAUUCCCGACGUCUACGGUCCCGGCACCCAUACCGACCGCACCUUCACCCCCGUCCCAGAAGACACAAAGCGCAUCUUCCGCCUCAUCGCCUCUCAAACCCCCGGCUUCACCCAAGAUGAGGAAAUCCUCUCCAAAGUCAAGUUCGAGGGCGAGUCAUUCCCCGUGAUUCCCGGUCCCAUCAAGGCCGUCUCCGUCGCUGCAUCUCUACACGCCAUGGCUGGUGUCUUGGCCGAUGAGAUCCUUACUAUCCGUGGCGCCGAGAACAAAGAGCGACAAAUCACUGUCAACACAACACAAGCUGGUCUUUGGUUUGGCAACAUUGCUACUGCCUACGUCGGUAACAAGGAUGUCCUUUCGCUAGCUGGGUCUGGAGAACUCAACGAGCUUUUGCCAAACUGGGAGCAAGGCUGGGUUGACACACCGCUCAAGUACCGCACCACAGGUCUCUAUCCUACUUCUGACCCUGAAGUCUGGUACUCACUCCACGGCUCAAUGAAGGCUGAGCCCGUCCUCAAGUCUAUCGGCGUUGACCCCUCUGAGCCUAUCUCCACCAACGAGGAAGCCGCUGCACACAUUGCCAAGUCCACAAGCAAGCUCUCUCCCGAAAAACUUGAGCUCACAAACCUUCUCAAUGGCAACUGCGGUAGCAUCUGCUUCACUCCCAAGCAAUGGAACGAGAGUGAGAUGGGCAAGUCGCUCGCUGCUCACCCUCUCGUGAACGUCAAGUCUCAACACCAGGCUAUUCCCACACCACCUGUCGCCUUCCCUCCCCUCGACCCAUCCGACCAGCGCCCUCUUGCUGGUGUCAAGGUCGUCGAGAUGACCCGUGUCAUCGCCGGUCCUCAGAUCGGUGCUAUUCUAUCUUCCUUCGGCGCCGAUGUCAUUCGCGUUAACCCUCCUCAUCUUCCUGACAUCAACAUCAUGCAACUUACCCUCAACGCCGGCAAGCGCACCAUCGCCAUUGAUCUGCGCAAGCCCGAGGAAGCCGCCCUCAUCAAGUCUCUCAUCGCAGACGCGGAUGUCUUCAUCCAGGGCUUCCGUAUGAACAAGAUGCCCAAGUACGGUCUUGGCUUGAAUGAUAUUCUCAAGAUGGCUGGUGAGCGCGGUCGAGGUAUUGUUCAUGUUUCAGAGAAUUGCUACGGUCCUGAUGGAUACUACGCUGAGAGACCUGGCUGGCAGCAGAUUGCUGACGCAGCUGCUGGAUCGGCAUAUGUCACUGGCAAGUCCCUCAAGCUGCCCAACAACGAGGUUGUGCUUCCUUCUCUGCCUGUUAGCGACAUGACUACUGGUGCUCUCGGUGCUGUUGGCACUCUUCUUGCCCUUCGCGACCGUGCAACCAAGGGCGGAAGCUACGCUGUCCACGCCUCACUAGUCGCCGUCAACACCUACGCCCUCCGCCCCGACGUCGGCUUGUACUCCCCCGAGACCGUCGCUGAAUGCGCCGAGCGUUUCCAAUGGGCCGAGAUGCGCGGCUCGCACCACGUCCUGGAUCUCUUGAUCACAGUCUGGAAUGGCUGGAAACGAGUCUUGGGAGACAUUCUUGCGGAAGAUAGUGGAUUCUACCAGAGCUUCGAGAACAGUGCUUUUGAUGGCAAGAAGUUGAGUAUUCUCAAGCCUGUUGUGAGAUUGAGUGACGAGAAGAGCACACCUCGGUGGGCGACUCCCAGUGUGCCUUAUGCUUAUGAAAAGGCAGAGGGUGUCAAGUUUCAAUAG
This is a messenger RNA of Fusarium pseudograminearum CS3096, 1731 nucleotides long. RefSeq lists its product as uncharacterized. The record is from RefSeq and is a predicted model, not a curated record. Gene Ontology annotation, molecular function: catalytic activity. Lineage: Eukaryota; Fungi; Ascomycota; Sordariomycetes; Hypocreales; Nectriaceae. The transcript has a single exon. Bases 1 to 1731 code for a protein of 576 amino acids.